Molecule: messenger RNA, 1575 nt
Organism: Chrysochloris asiatica (Cape golden mole)
Lineage: Eukaryota; Metazoa; Chordata; Mammalia; Afrosoricida; Chrysochloridae
Gene: TTYH3
Product: tweety family member 3
Exons: 14
Coding region: 1-1575 (524 amino acids)
Cellular component (GO): plasma membrane
Molecular function (GO): volume-sensitive chloride channel activity; intracellularly calcium-gated chloride channel activity
Source: RefSeq, a predicted model, not a curated record
AUGGCCGGGGUCAGCUACGCGGCGCCCUGGUGGGUGAACCUCCUGCACCGGCUGCCCCACCUGGACCUGCAGUGGGAGCCCACCAGUGACCGAUUCCGGCCCGAGGACCGCGACUACCAGCAGGCGCUGCUGUUGCUGGGGGCAGCCGCGGUGGCCUGCCUCGCCCUGGACCUCCUCUUCCUCCUCUUCUACUCCUUCUGGCUGUGCUGCAGACGACGCAAGAACGACGAGCACCUGGACGCCGACUGCUGCUGCACUGCCUGGUGCGUCAUCAUUGCCACGCUGGUGUGCAGCGCCGGCAUCGCCGUGGGCUUCUACGGCAACGGGGAGACAAGUGAUGGAGUCCACCGGGCCACUUACUCGCUGCGCCACGCCAACCGCACAGUGUCCGGGGUCCAGGAUCGCGUGUGGGACACGGCAGCGGCUUUGAACCACACAGCGGAUCCCAAUCUGCAGGUCCUGGAGCGACAGCUGGCUGGGCGGUCCGAGCCCCUGAGGGCUGUGCAACGUCUUCAGGGGCUCCUUGGGACGCUGCUGGGCUACACGGUGGCCAUCCCAUUCUGGAGGAACCCAGCCGUGUCGCUGGAGGGGCUGGCUGAACUGGUAGACCUCUACGACUGGUACAGGUGGCUGGGAUAUCUGGGCCUGCUCCUGCUGGAUGUGAUCAUCUGCCUCCUGGUGCUGGUGGGGCUCAUCCGGAGCUCCAAGGGCACCCUGGUCGGGGUUUGCCUGCUGGGGGUACUGGCCCUCAUCAUCAGCUGGGCCUCCCUGGGCUUGGAGCUAGCUGUGUCGGUGGGCUCCAGUGACUUCUGUGUAGAUCCUGAUACCUUCGUCACCAAGAUGGUGGAGGAACACUCGGUGCUUAGUGGGGACAUCUUGCAGUACUACCUAGCCUGCUCCACCUAUGCCGCCAACCCCUUCCAGCAGAAGCUGUCAGGCAGCCACAAGGCGCUGGUGGAGAUGCAGGACACAGUGGCUGAGCUCUUAAAGACGGUCCCUCAGGAGUCCCCAGCCACCAAGGAGCCCCUGCUCCGCGUCCAGGAGGUGCUGAAUGGCACGGAGGUGAACCUGCAGCACCUCACAGCCCUGGUGGACUGCCGGAGCCUGCACCUGGACUACGUGCAGGCCCUGACUGGCUUCUGCUAUGACGGUGUUGAAGGCCUCAUCUACCUGGCCCUCUUCUCCUUCAUCACGGCGCUCAUGUUCAGCUCCAUCGUCUGCAGUGUCCCACACACCUGGCAGCCCAAAAGAGGCCCUGACGAGGAUGGGGAGGAGGAGACAGCUCCAGGGCCACGGCAGGCCCCCGACAGCCUGUAUCGUGUGCACAUGCCCAGCCUGUAUAGCUGUGGGAGCAGCUAUGGCAGUGAGACCAGUAUCCCUGCCACGGCCCACACCGUCAGCAAUGCACCCGUCACCGAGUACAUGAACCAGAAUGCCAACUUCCAGAAUCCCCGCUGUGAGAACACCCCCCUCAUCGGACGCGAAUCCCCACCACCCUCAUACACAUCCAGCAUGAGAGCCAAAUACCUCGCCACCAGCCAGCCGCGCCCUGACUCCAGCAGCAGUGUGCACUAG